AUGAUUCACAAGUGGUUCCUCUGGCUCACCUGCCUGGCCGGGGGUGGAGUCGAGGCAUUGUCACUCCACCAGCGGGACAAACCAGCAAUUGUCAAGAUCCCAGUUCAGCGCGUAGAGAACGUUGCCACCCGGCUUCAGAAACGAAUAUCUACAGUCUCGGCACCAUUUGAAGUUCAGGAGAUCCAAGUUCGAUUGGAUACAAGUAGCGGGUAUCUCGCGAUAACCGCGUCCAACUCAAACUAUUGUGAAUCGACAAACGAAGAAGCAUACUUCAACAUCAGUAGCUUCUCAACGUAUCAGGUGCUCGAUCACGAUUUCAAUGCGACAUAUUAUCAGGACCAUAUUCUGACGGGAGACUUCGCACACGAGAAAGUGGCGAUCAAUGGAGCCAUUAUACCCGCCAUGGAACUAGGUGUCAACUUUGGAAUCGAUGGUGACAAUGUUCUUGGCCUAGAAAACCUUGUGGGCCGAGAAUCAGAUGCCCCUGCGAGGAUCCUCCAGGCUUUGAUGAAAACCGGUGACAUCAAAUCAGCCGCGUACAGUCUGUGGAUGGAUGACUCUAUUGGAACCAUAGGAAGCAUUCCCUUUGGUGGUGUCAACACGGCAAAGUACGUCGGAGAACAUGCAUACCAUGUCUAUUCCAGCUAUCAACGGCGUCCACCAUCUCCCCGUAGCCCUGGUGACAGGGAUUGCAAUUCAAGCCGGCGGUGCCUCCAAGAACACGACAUCCGAUUUACCUUUCUACGUGGCUCUGGACUCGGCGGUGUCAUGGACAUAUCUCCCAGAUGGGGUUAUCGAACAGAUCUAUAA
Molecule: messenger RNA, 810 nt
Organism: Penicillium roqueforti
Lineage: Eukaryota; Fungi; Ascomycota; Eurotiomycetes; Eurotiales; Aspergillaceae
Exons: 2
Coding region: 1-810 (269 amino acids)
Source: RefSeq, a predicted model, not a curated record